Penicillium mononematosum is the source of this 1317-nucleotide messenger RNA. RefSeq names its product DUF2841 domain-containing protein. The record is from RefSeq and is a predicted model, not a curated record. NCBI's taxonomy places the organism in Eukaryota, Fungi, Ascomycota, Eurotiomycetes, Eurotiales, Aspergillaceae. The coding region runs from base 1 to 1317 and encodes 438 amino acids. The transcript is spliced from 6 exons.
AUGGAUAUGAAUCGUGGAUACCCGUUUCCCGGAGAGGUGCUGGAGCGAAGGCACUCUGAUACGUGCAUUCCGCAGCAACCACCCGUGCACAUGCAAAUUGCUCCUAAACAACCCCAUACUCAUAACGCCGAAUAUACCCACCCACACUUCGCCAUGAUAUACCUCGACCACAACGGUCAAUGGCAACUACAAGCCUCGCCCUCAAUCGCAGGCUGCGAAGGCGCCAUCUUCACACCAGAUGUCACAAACAAAUUCAUAGAAAUGACUGGCCAGGCCCCACAAACCAAUCCGCAGUUCACAAACCCAACCCAAGCACCCCACUCCCCUUGGGACGAGCAACCAUCUUCGGGAUGGGCACAAACCGGUCAGGCGAGACCGGCCGAGAUGAUUCCGUUUCAAUGGUCCUCACAGCAAAGCCGUAAAAAGUCAAAGCGGUCCGGCGGUAUGUCCAAGGCUCGACCUAAAUCUAGCUCGCCGCCGCCUACUACACCUCCACCCGGGCGGACUGUCCUUCGCGUCGGUAACCGGGCACUGCUGCGACGGUACUACGAGAAGGCAUUCGAGGAUUUCCAGCAGCUUAACUGCCGCGCUAUUGCAAAAUCAUACAUUAAGCUUGUCGAGCCGAGGAAGCAGGUUCAUUACCCGUACAACGGACGCAGGGUUAUUGCCGGCGUCUCACAGCGUGUUGACCCGGAGUUCACCAAGCCUGCGUGGUGGCCUGCUGGUGUCUUACACAAGGAGCCUGAUCAUCUCCUCAAGCCUGACCGACUGCGACUUCUUGUUCAUAUCCUCUGUGAACUAAAGGAUAGCCACGGAGUCACAACAGACAAACUGCGAGAGGCUGGCCAAGAUUACCUGGAUGGUGAAAUCGAUGCCAGUACCUUGAUUCAGGUCACACAGACACAUCUACCAGAAGCAAUCUUCCCAGACAGCGAUGAACUAUCAUCCCGUGCACACGCAGCACCUGUAACAGGUCCUGUGGUUGAGGUCGAACAUGACAUGCACGACGCAGGUGAUAACCCCGGCAUUCCUGCGCUGGAAGAAGAUGACUCAAAGCUACACCACUCGCAUAGUCUGCCCCUCUCACCCACCACUAGCGAGUCAAGUGGUCCACAAAGCCCAACAGGCAGUUUCGGCUACCCAAUUGGUAUGGCACCAUCAGUGCAUGUAAUACCCCCUCUCGAAUCUGCCAAUGUCGCAAAAUCUAUGCAUCCAGACCCGAGUUAUCUGUCUGGCUACUACUCGCAGCCAUUUGUAUCUGAUAAAGGGCCCGAGUUCUGGUCACAUGCCAACCCAGCAUCGCAGUUUGGAUAUUGA